CGUGGUAUUGAACACAAGUAUCGAGGCCAUUUUCGGUUUGAGAGUAGACGGUAUCGAUUGCAGAAUGUUGAAUCAUGAAAUAGCUCGGGAAUAAGUGAUUUCAAUUUACUCGUUUGUGUAGUAAAACGGAAUUAAGAACUGGAGAAAUACAAAAUAUAUAUUUUUUGGUCAUUACAAUUUAUUGUUUAAUUAAAAUGGAUUAAACUAUUUAUAAGAGUGAACACAAUUUACGAAUCUUACCUUUAGCUUUGUUUGAACAGUGUAACAGUGUUAAAAGAUGUUUUCAAAGAGUAAUUGGAUUUAACAUUUAGAAUUAUAAUCGUGAUGUAUCCGUGUGAUUACCAGUAGAUGUGCAAAUUCAGUAUGGAUGUUUGUCAGUGUGUUACAGCGCUGUGCGUGCUGGUAUACAGCCUGUGUGUGGGGCUGGUGGCCAGUAUAAAUGUACAUGUAGACCUGAGGGGUUACCAGGGGCCGGGUCCCUGGUCCGUGUUCAAUGUCGCCCUUGGACACAACUGGUCAUACUAUAUUGAUCAGUCCAAGUGGACUAGAUCGCUGGACAAUAUCAUUUCAUUAGACUCCAGCUCAGGAAUGAUUUACAUCAAAGACUCAGAUGUAUGCUCACAUAUUUCACAGGAUCAUAUUGAAAUCCAAGUUUUAGCAAGGCAACAUUUUCAUUUGAACAAUUUAUCAGCAAAUUCCACAUUGACGUCAUUGACAAUCCAUUUUCAUAACCUGCCAUGCAGUGUUCGUCCUGCACAUAGAAAGACAUUGUUCUCAACGUUAGAAAGGCCUUCCCUGCGUAUUGUGAUAUUUAGUGACGUGUUCACCCACUCAUAUCUUCUGUAUUGCCUUGAAAAGGAUGUUGUGUUGCUGUCCCUAAUUCCUUACAUUCCCAUUGCACUUCAAAGCCAAAUAUGUGAUCUUGAAAUCCAAAGAACUUUAAACAAUUCUGGAGCAAAGUAUUUUAUCAACUCAAGUUCCUAUGAAAUCAUCACUGGGAAUGCACAGUGUCAGUUUAAAGCUGAAUUACAAAUACCUAUAACUUUGAAACUCUGUGGUGAAAAUGGUUCCAGCAAAAUUACUGUCCAAGUGUUAAUUUAUCCAUCUUCAACUAGAAGUUCAGAGUUCACAGUUGUUGGCUCAAACAAUGUUAAAUCAAGAUUGAAAAGGGGUAUCACCUCCACUAAACCUGAAUUUUCACAGACAACCUACACAGCGGACAUUGCAGAAAACUUGCCAUCAGGAACUUCAGUGAUUUUAAUCACUGCCACUGACAGUGACUUUGGAGAAGAUGGGAAACUCACAUACAGUCUCACAUCAAUCCUAGACACGCGCAGCAAUGACAUGUUCACGAUCGACCCUAUCUCUGGCAAGGUGACCACCACAGUUCAGUUGGAUCGAGAGGUCAUUCCUCGCCAUGUGUUCAUUGUCGCUGCAACAGAUAGUAGUUUUUGGCAACUCUCAGCAACCGCUUCACUAACUAUAAAUGUGAACGAUGAAAACGACCAUGUGCCAACAUUCGAUGAAGAAGUGUACAGAGUAAGUAAGAUGGAGAACCUUCCUACCAACAGUGUGAUCUACACUGUACGUGCCACUGACGGAGACAUUGACCAGAAUGCAGACAUCCGUUACAGCAUCAUCUCUCCUCCUAACUCAGCCAUGUUCAAGAUUGACCCGGUCAGUGGCAGUAUCUCCACACUUCAGGUACUCAACAGAGAGGUGCAGGCUCGGUAUACCCUGGUGGUACAGGCCAUCGACCAGGCCCCAUUUGGGAAGCAAAAGUCAUCCACAGCCACCAUUGAAAUAACAGUUGAAGAUGAGAAUGACAGUACUCCUCAGUUUGAUCAAAGUACAUACACACUAAAUCUGACAGAGAAUCUAGAUGUGUCAGGUCGGCCAGUGAUUGCUCGUGUGUCAGCCACCGACGCUGAUGAAGGUCUCAACAAGGAGAUCAUCUACUCCAUCACAACGGGAAACACAAACAACACUUUCUCCAUCGACUCUGCGACUGGGGAAAUCUCCGUCCAGCAGCCUCUUGAUUAUGAAAAGACUAGAGACUUCAAACUGCGAGUAAAGGCCUCAGACAAAGGCCAGUCACCCAAGCAUAACAGUACUACAGUUUGGAUUCAGAUUAUUGAUCUGAAUGACAACACCCCAUACUUCCAGAGUGACCUGUACAAAGGUGCUGUGUUAGAGUCUUCAACAAUCGGCACUAGCGUAUUGACAGUCCAUGCCUUAGAUUUAGACUCUGGAGUGAACGCCAUCCUGAAAUACUCCCUUGUUAAUGAACUAAAUUCUUCAUUCUCAAUAAACGCCAAUACAGGUGAAAUAUCUGUCCGGGCUACAAUUGACCGGGAAAUGCAGAGCACAUUCUUGUUUGCCGUACAAGUCAGGGACAGUGGUCAGCCACAAUUAUCGAGUACUGCCUCUGUGGAGAUCACCAUCACAGACCUGAACGACAACAGUCCUGUGUUUGUAAAGAAAGUCUACAACCUGACACUUUCAGAGGACACUCAACAGUACAAGCAAGUGUUGACGGUGGAGGCCAACGAUGCUGAUGCUGACCUGAACGCUGCCAUUACUUAUGAAAUCACCAGUGGGAAUGGAGAUGGGACUUUCUCUGUUAACCCACAGAGUGGUGUCAUUACCCUACAGAGGACGUUAGACUACAAGAUAACUCCAAAGUACAUUCUUACAAUCAGUGCCAAAGAUGUUGAUAACAGGCUUGAUACAGCAGAGGUCUAUAUCUACAUAACUGACAUCAAUAAGCACACCCCACAAUUUAGCAAGAGCACAUAUAGCUUUGAUGUUGCAGAGGGGGAAAUAAUCGGAACAAGUGUUGGUAGAGUCUCAGCCACUGAUGAAGAUAUUGGUGAAAAUGGAAGAGUAACAUAUGAAAUCCUUGGACAGAUUAAAGAAUUUUCAAUCAAUGCUGACACUGGAGAAAUUUACUCAAGGGAAGUGCUGGACCGAGAAUUACAGGCAGCCUACUCCUUUGAUGUGAGGGCCAGUGACCAUGGCAAACCAGUGAAAUCUGAGGUAGCAGGAGUGUUUAUAGAGGUGACAGAUAUCAAUGACAAUGCACCGAUGUUUUCAAAGGAUAUAUAUGAGGCUCGAGUCAGUGAGGCGGCAUUUGACGGCACAUUGGUGACCAGUGUGUCUGCAACAGACAUUGAUGCGAAUGUGAAUGCCAAGAUCAGCUACAGAUUCCUUCAGACUCUGGAAGGGAUAACUGACUUUGAGAUUGACGCUGCAAGUGGUGAUAUACGUGUUGCUAAAGAAAAUAAGAUAGACAGAGAAAGACAGAGCAACUAUACAUUGACUGUGUUAGCAGUAGAUGGCAAUAUUAAUGCAUUGACAGGAUCAGCCACAGUUAAAAUAGAAAUAGAAGACAUCAAUGACAAUGCCCCUGCCUUUGCUCAGCCAGAAAUCAAUGUAAUGGUGCCAGAAAAUACCAAGAUAGGUUCAACAAUUGCUGUUAUAUCUGCCGUAGAUCCAGAUGAGGGGGCUAAUGCACUUAUAACCUAUUCAAUGGACAGUGGAUAUAAUGCUGACCUGUUUGUCCUCAAUCAAAACAAGCCAACAGACCCGGCCAGUAUCAUUAACCGCAUUGACCUAGACUUUGAAUCUGAGAACAAGGCUUACUACAUCCGCCUCAAAGCAGCCUCUGGCCAUCUCGUAACAUCAACAAUGGUGAAAGUUCUUGUCCAGGAUGUCAAUGAUAACAUCCCUGUUCUGAGAGACUUCACUAUAAUCUUCAACAACUAUGUGGACCACUUCCCGACCGGGCCAAUCGGGAGGGUACCAGCCUUUGAUCCAGACGUGUCAGACCAGGACAAGCUCAACUACACAUUCACAAUGGGAAACGAGGCUGGUUACCUCAUAUUGAACCAGACGUCAGGGGAGAUCACCCUCGACUCAAGGCUCAACUCAGACGUGCCCAGGAAUGGAACAUUCCAAGUCAGAGUCUCAGAUGGAGCCAAUGAGGUUCGAGCCACGUGCAGACUUCACGUGCGGCUGGUCACGUACAAGAUGCUCCAAAACAGUGUUACAAUCCGCAUCAACAACAUGACCAGCCACGUGUUCCUCUCACCACUCUUCACAUUCUUUGUGGACGCCCUGGCAACCAUCAUCAAUGUUCCGAAGAACAACCUGUUUGUGAUCAAUGUUCGUAAUGACACGGAUGUGACUGCCCAGAUUAUGAAUGUGACUGUGGCGGUGCGGGAGAGGUCGGAGGUGGUAGAUAGGCAGCUUGUGGACGUGUUCUACAUGCCAGAGUUUCUCAAGGAACAGAUCUACCUGAAGCGUGUGCUCCUCGCUAACCUAUCCACUCUGCAGAUUCUGCCAUUUGAUGACAACAUGUGUCUGGGAGAGAUGUGCCCAUACCUGGAGGCGUGUCUGUCCGUCCAGAGAUUUGAGGCCGCUGCCCCCUUCAUCACCACGGAAACCAUGCUGUUCCGACCCAUCUACCCCAGCAGCGGAUACCAGUGUGUCUGCCCAAAGGGAUUCACACGCUUUGACAAGUACAAGUACUGUGACGUGGAGGUGAACCUGUGUUACUCCAACCCGUGCAACAACUCUGCCACGUGCGUGAGUAGGGAGGGCGGAUACACAUGCCAGUGUAAGACAGGAUUUACAGGAGCCCAUUGUGAAUUUGACAUGUCGGCCAAGUCGGAGCACCAGUCCUGCCCGAGCUCCGCCUGCCGUGAGCCUGCCCACUGUUUACCGCUGAUUGAGGGCGGUUUCCGGUGUGAUGGGUGCCCACAGGGGUCACACUUCACCUCAUUUUGUGAGCUGAGGGCCCGUAGUUUUCCUAAGGGCUCUUUUCUCACCUACCCGACGCUUCGAUCACGACACAGAUUCAACAUCACUCUCAGUUUUGCAACUCAGGAGAGGAACGGUCUGCUGUUCUACAAUGGUCGUUUCAAUGAGCUGCAUGACUUUAUUGCCCUGGAGAUUGUGGAAGGCCAGGUGCAGUUCUCGUUCUCUACAGGGGCUGAGAUUAUCACCGUGAUGCCGCAGGUUGAGGGUGUGGUGAACGACGGCAAGUGGCACACUGUCACCGUUGACUACCUCAACACAACAGGGACGGUGUCGGUGGGAGCAGAGUGUGAGACUCAGAUUGCCAUCAUGUACGGGGCCAACAUUGGGUACAAGUGUGCUGCACGGGCAUCACAGACUUUCUCCCCGAACUGCUACAAGGAGGGUAACGUGUUUAACUGUCCCCGGAUGUUAGACCUGACUGGGCCACUCCAGAUCGGGGGCCUGCCCCAUCUACCCUCCGUCUUCCAGGUGAAAAACAAAGACUAUAUCGGCUGUAUGAGGGAUUUCUACAUCGACGGUGCCUUGCUUGACUUCAAUGCGUAUGUGUCUGAGACUGGAACCAAGGUCGGGUGUACGGAGAAGAACGACUUCUGCCGCAGUGCCCCCUGUCUUCAUGGUGGUUCAUGUAUGGAGGGUUGGGGCAGCUACCAGUGUGAGUGUCCCAAUGGCUGGGCCGGCAAGGACUGUAGCCAGAGUAUAGAGAAAUCCCGUAUGUUACGUGGUGAUGGUUACCUGAGUUACAGUGUGGACACCAUCGCCCCGGUCUACUCCCCGUGGUUUAACGGCAUCUCAUUCCGCACCCGUGCCAGCAACGGUACCCUGCUCUUCGUCGUGGCCCAGGAUGGGGAGACUAUACAUGUAGAGAUUGAGAAUGGUUACAUUGUGUACACAUAUGCGAACGGACUCACCCAGAAGUUUGUGUUUGACUCUGUGACAGUGGACGAUGGUCAGUGGCACUACUUUGAGGCCCGCUGGCUGGACACUGGAGAGAUGGUCAUGUUACUGGACCAUGGCCAGAGAGAGAAAACAGUGAAGAUUCAGAGCACAUUGUAUGGAAAGUCGAUCCAGAGAGUGUACGCUGGAGCCAUCAAACUGGAGAGUGUGCCCACAGCCAGCCACUUCUAUGGAUGUAUUCAGAAUGUACGUGUGGGUAACACCCAGACGUCGAAGCUGGAGAACCCAAACGUGACUAACGCCAUUGACGGCUGCCCUGCAGGGAAUCCAUGUGCCUCAAGUCCUUGCCAUCCCCGUGCCACGUGUGUCAACCACUGGCAGAAACACUCAUGCAUUUGCCCAUCUGGCACAAUGGGCCCUAACUGUGACAGUAUCUGUACGACUUACAACCCAUGUAAGAACAUGGCAACAUGUCGUAACCCAGCGGGUGGGGGAUACGUAUGUGAGUGCGGGAAACUGCAGUCGGGCCGCUACUGUGAGAACGUGGUGCAGCAGUGUGGUGCAGAGUGGUGGGGCUACCCUGUGUGUGGACCGUGCGCUGAGAACUGCACCGCUGAGAAUGGGUUCGAUCCAAACUGUGAUAAACAGACUGGGGAAUGUUCAUGUAAGGACAACUACUACCGGCCGACAAGUAGUCCCAUCUGUCUGCCAUGUAACUGUUAUGGUCACGGGUCUUCUAGCAUGACCUGUAAUUCUGUCACUGGCCAGUGCCCUUGUAUCGAGGGUGUGAUCGGCCAACGGUGUGACCAGUGCCCCAGCAAGUACGCAGAGAUACGCAAGGAUGAGGUGACCCUGAUUUAUGGAUGCAUGGUUGACUAUGAGGCGUGUCCACGUAUCUUCUCCCAUGGGAUGUGGUGGGACACAGACGAGGCUAAUGUGGUGGUCCCACAUGAGUGCCCAGACAACGCCAUUGGUCAAGCCCUCCGUAACUGCUCCAAGGACGGCUUGUGGCAGGAACCAGACUUCUUCAACUGUACAAACAGGCUCUUCCUGGAACACCAGGCUCAGAUUGAAAAAAUUGAGAGUGGUGAGUUGGAAAUCAACACAUUUGUUGCCAAGACAACCUUGAGUUCCCUGGCUAGCUCUGUGUCCUUGACGAAGACGCUGUAUGGUAAUGACCUGAACAUCACGCUGCGUAUCCUCUGCCGUAUUCUUAACUACGAGAACAACCAAUCAGGGCUCAGUCUGACUAGUGAACAGGACAGCAGAUUUCUCUAUAACCUGAUUUCCGUGUUGAGUGAUGUGCUGCAGACGCGAUAUGCCCGUGAUUGGGCCCAUCUUAGCUGUGGUGGAGAUGGGGCAGGGGAGAUUAUCAGGAAACUCGAGACAUACCUCAACACUACAUUGUCUGCCCUUGAACUGACCUCCACUGGGUCUGUUAGACCCUACAGCAUCAUCACCAACAACAUAGUGUUCAGCAUAGACUACAUCAACAAGAACAAUUUUACGGGCCGGGUGAUCCCGAAGUUUGACAACAUUGUGAGAGCCCCUAUGUUUGAUGAAGACACAAAUAUCAAUCUGCCCAAAUCCAUCCUCUCCCAAGCUACACUCACAGACUUCCUGAAUCCCCAGUUUGGUGUAACACCUAAGGCGUUUGUGGGCUACAUACUCUAUAAACAGCUGGGGGAUCUACUGCCCAGGAAAUAUGCCUCUAGUGUCAGGACAUUGGAAGGUCGUCCUAUCUCAGUGAACUCCCCAGUGUUUACAGUGCUAGUACGUGAUGAGGGUCAGGCUGUCACUGGUCCCCUGACUGACCCCGUCACCAUCACAUUCCGACAGCUGGUUACGGAGAACCGCACAUCACCACAGUGUGCUGCCUGGAUGUACAACAAGAACAGUGUCGGUGAGUGGUCUACGGCGGGCUGCUCAGUCCUUGAGCGCUUGUCUUGGGAUGAGGAGAUGUACGUCAAGUGUUCCUGUAACCACAUGACCAGCUACGCCCUUCUAAUGGAUGUAUCAGACCAAGAGUAUGUUCCCCCAGAGCCCAUCACGGUACAGGUGGUCACGUAUGUGGGUGUGUCCAUGUGUCUAGGCUGCCUGUUCAUCACCUUCAUCAUCCUGUUCUUCCCGAAGCGGAUCCAGUCCAACACCAACUCCAUCCAUAUCAACCUGAUGUUUGUCAUGUUUGUCUCCCAGAUGGCUUUCCUAGUUGGCAUCAACCGCACAGAGAAUGAGUUGUCUUGCCGUCUAGUUGCCAUAAUGUUGCACUACUUCUACAUGACUGGUUUCUCCUGGCUGUUUGUUGAUAUCCUGCACAUGUACCGAAUGUUGACUGAGAUCCGCAAUAUUGAUGCAGGAUCCAUGAAGUUCUACUAUCUCCUCGCCUACGUCAUACCCGGCAUCAUCGUCUCCCUGGCAACGGGCCUCAAUGCAGAGGGAUACGGAAACAAAAACUUCUGUUGGAUGUCAAUGAAGGACAAGUUUAUAUGGAGUUUUGCGGGGCCUGUUGCUGUGGCAGUGAUCAUCUCGGUGUUUGUGUUUGCUCUCGCAAUACGGGGCUCAUGUAGAGAGAAGGUGGCCGUCACUGAUGUACAGGCACUCCGGGUUGGUAUGUUUGGUAACAUCAUCUUGUUGCUGUUGUGGGGCGUGGCAUGGGUGGUGGGGCUGCUCUCUGUCAACUAUGAUGUCACAGGCCUCCACAUACUGUACGCCCUCCUCUCUCUCACACUCGGAGUCUUCAUCUUCAUCAUGUACACAGUUGUCAACCAUAAGGUUCGUCACGAGGUAAAGAAGUUGUGGUAUCGAUGUCGAGGCCACAAGCUUGACCUGGAUGAUAACAUCGGGGGAACACGUAGCUCCGUCUACAGUAGAUCGGCACUGGCGUAUCGUAAUGACAUGUGUGACGGUGGGACAAUGAAUCGCAUCAACGUGGGAAUCUCCACAACCUCCACCACCUCUCACUCAACGAGCAAAUCUAGCGGGGGCCUGUACCGCGGGGAGGAGUACCUGCGCAGUACCGAUACAUCCACAUCCGGGAAUCCCCCACCGUACACAUUUCAGAAACCUGGCAUGUAUGGGUACGACCCAGAGAAACCAGAGGGAUUAGACCCAGACACAAUGCAAAUCCGAGGAAAACGUGAGGGUAACGACUCAGAUUCGGACAGCGAGAUGUCAGAGCAUGCAAGUCUCGAUCUGGCAUCCAGCCACUCCUCGGACGACGAGGAUGAUGUAGAUGUACGACUAGACUGGGAAAACACAGCACCAAAAAACAAGAAAGUUGAGGAUGCUCGUGAACAGAUUCGCAAGAAGAAAGAAGAGUUUCUCCAGCAGCAGCAACAACAACAACAGCAGCAGCAGCAGCCAUCACCAAUGAUACCGUCCUCCACCCACCAGUAUCACAACCCAUUUGAACACCACAUAUAUGCAGGCCCUCCAUCCCCGAAGUAUUCCCCACAGCCCUCUCACAACCCAGGACAGUGGCCCGGGGACCCCCAGCUCUCGGGCUACACAGGAAGUGAGUCAGACUACCGCUCAUCAGACCAGCCAACCCUCUCCAGCACCCAGCCUGAUGUCACUCUCCAGACGCCCGAGUAUAAAGGACGAGAAUUUAAGGUAGCGACAUCCAGGCGAAUGGACUCUGUGGAUAUCGGUAGACUGAGUCCCCGGUCCCCACUGGGGUCCCCCCAGGUCAAACACUCCCCAAGGGAGGACUUGGGUAGCUCGCCACUAGGUAGCCCCCCUCAUAGCCCUCGCUCUGGGCCAGGGAGUCCCAUUCCCCAUCCUCAAGACCGCAUGGUGGUCAAGGUGUUCACACACAGGGGCAGCGUGUCCUCAGACUCCGAGUCAGAAUGCAGUCAUGAAACUUGUGUUUGAUGUCGUCAUGGAAACUGUUGUCACGGAAACUGUAGGAAUAAGACAAGAAGUUUGGGAAAGUUUCUUCUUAUGGAAGAACACCACCAAAGUUAAUUAAACAAGUGCUUUGUGAUAGUAGUAAUACGAGUGUGAAUGUCACAAGGAGGUUGUGAUUAAUUCAAUGAUAUAUAUAUAUAUAUAUAUAUACAUACUAACACAUUGUUUCUCUGUAGAAACAAAACCCAGUGAGUUUUUGAUUGGUUAGAAAUGAAAAACAAGACCAUGAUCAAAAUUCUGUGGGUGAAUGCUUCUUCUUACUUUAAUGAAGCAAAGUCCAAUUUAAAGUAAAAAGAUUUACAGAUAUUGAUUGAUCUCAGACUUUGAUGCCAUAAGAGAAAAGUGGAGUUCAUUACCUGUGUUGAAAAUGUCCAAGACAGAAACUAUUGAAGGUUUUACAACGGUAAACGAUACAGUAUAUUAGUAUUUCUUCUACAGUGUGGUUUAUGAAGAGAAAUCCUCGUGUGUGAAAUCAGUUUUUAAACAUUAUUUUUGUAACUGUAAUAUGUUAAUGCAUUUAUGAACUAUGUUGAGAAGGCAAUUUGUGUGUUUCAUUUCCCAAUAGAUACUCCUGCAUUGCAAUCAUUACCACAAAAUUAAUUUCCAGCAUCUACAAAUGAUUAAUCUUUCAGUUCAUCUGCAUUUUGAGUGUGCCAUAAACAUUUCAUUGCAGGAACACAGUCCCAGCCUCAUUCAGUUAUAAUAAUAUAUCUUGGUUGUAGCAUUUUCACCGUGUUGUGAUGCAAAUAAGCAAGUGCUCUUCUAUUUGAUUGCCUUCUUUCAUUGCUCAGUUUUUCUGGUUUAAUUUUUAGAUAUUUAAUAAGUAAACCAUUAGGUCAACACUCGGAAAGUGAUGACAUGUUGCUUUUGAGAUCAAUCUUACUUCAUAUCAUAUCAAAAUAUGUACAAUCUUAAUUUCCUAACAGAUGUUUAUAAAUACAGUGUAGCAUAAUGUUUUGUUUGAUUUGUGUGAAUAUGUCAACAUAUUUAUUUCAUUUAUCUAUUGUAAUUGUUUUUCUUUGUUUACACAUUUUGGAAUACUGUGUUUGUGAAUACAUUGGAUGUUUUGUACAAUAUCCUAACAAGGAAUAAAACUUAAAAUUGA
Mya arenaria is the source of this 10732-nucleotide messenger RNA. RefSeq names its product cadherin EGF LAG seven-pass G-type receptor 1-like. NCBI's taxonomy places the organism in Eukaryota, Metazoa, Mollusca, Bivalvia, Myida, Myidae. Gene Ontology annotation, biological process: homophilic cell-cell adhesion; cell surface receptor signaling pathway; G protein-coupled receptor signaling pathway. Gene Ontology annotation, cellular component: plasma membrane. The record is from RefSeq and is a predicted model, not a curated record. Gene Ontology annotation, molecular function: G protein-coupled receptor activity; calcium ion binding. The transcript has 33 exons. Bases 349 to 9591 code for a protein of 3080 amino acids.